This is a messenger RNA of Orycteropus afer afer, 795 nucleotides long. NCBI's taxonomy places the organism in Eukaryota, Metazoa, Chordata, Mammalia, Tubulidentata, Orycteropodidae. The record is from RefSeq and is a predicted model, not a curated record.
UCCUCUGUCUAAACCCGGGCCGGCUUCCUAUUGGCUGGAUCCGCUGAGAGUGACGUCAGGGGACGUACUAAGACUAGGGUUGGGCCUGGAGUCGGAGCCAUUACUGCAGAAAAAGGUCCCGAAACCUGAGCAGUCAAGAUGUGUGACUUCACCGAGGACCAGACCGCAGAGUUUAAGGAAGCCUUCCAGCUGUUUGACCGAACAGGUGAUGGCAAGAUCCUGUACAGUCAGUGUGGGGACGUGAUGAGGGCCCUGGGUCAGAACCCCACCAACGCCGAGGUGCUCAAGGUCCUGGGGAACCCCAAGAGUGACGAGAUGAAUGUGAAGGUGCUGGAUUUUGAACACUUCCUGCCCAUGCUGCAGACUGUGGCCAAGAACAAGGACCAGGGCACCUAUGAAGACUAUGUUGAAGGCCUUCGGGUGUUUGACAAGGAAGGGAAUGGUACCGUCAUGGGUGCUGAAAUCCGGCACGUCCUUGUCACAUUGGGUGAGAAGAUGACAGAGGAAGAAGUAGAGAUGCUGGUGGCAGGGCAUGAGGACAGCAAUGGUUGUAUUAACUAUGAAGCGUUUGUGAGGCAUAUCCUGUCGGGGUGACGGGCCCCAUGGGGCGGAGCUCGUCCGUAUGGUGCUGAAUGGCUGAGGGCAGCCCUUCCUGUUUCCCCAGACCCUGUGCCUUUUCCUGUGUGAGACUCUAUCUAGCCCUGAAGGCCUCCUCAGCUGUCACAGCACCUUUCCCAUCUUGUCUCUCUCAGAUAAUGCUUGCCAGCAGCAUUUACCAAAUAAACUUGCUCUCUG